UCUUAUAAUGUAUUUCAUUGUUAAUUUUUGAACUUGUAGAAUGCUGAUGGGCCGUUCAGAUGUGCUGCCAGAGUUUGGUUCAUCAAAGGAUUUACUGCAUUCUGGUCCUGUAUCAGAUGCUAGUGAAGAUGAAGAAGUUGAUACUUCUGAGCAGAUACUGUACACAGCCUCUUUCAAAGAACUUGCCGCAAAAAAUGUGCAAUAUGACACCAUUAUAUGGGUUUCAAUAUCCUUGCUGCUGGUUUUAGCUUGGGGAAUAGGAAUCAUCAUGUUGCUGUAUCUGCCCAUUAAAAGAUACGUGCUUCAGAAGGAUAUUUCAUCACGUAAACUAUAUGUUACUCCUCAUGAAAUAAUUUACAAGGUGUCAAGGCCUUCCUUUAUACCCUUUUGGGGAGUAAUUACAAUAGAAAAGCAUGUACCCCUGUCGCAGGUGAUCGAUGUUAUCAUUGAACAAGCUAGGUGCUUUUGUAUUCAAGUUUGAAAAGGUCAAAAAAAC
Camellia sinensis is the source of this 496-nucleotide messenger RNA. Lineage: Eukaryota; Viridiplantae; Streptophyta; Magnoliopsida; Ericales; Theaceae. The record is from RefSeq and is a predicted model, not a curated record.